AUGAAUCUACAAAAUUUCGGUCCUCGAGAAUUACAAAAUGGUACGUUGGAUCGAAUGUUGGAACAAGUCGGAAUAGAUGACGUAUCAAGUUUUGUUAAUAAAUUUCGAAAUACUGUGGAAAAGGACGUUGAUCAGAAACAACAACAAGAUGAAGAUAUGACAGUUCGAAAUGCUGGACCGGGCCAAAAGUCUGGACCUGAUUGGAUGUCAAUGGGGACGUCACUCUUUAAACAAUUUGCUGGAGGAAAAGGGCAACAACAGCAAAGUAGUGGAAGUAGUGGAGGUGCUGCAGAUUAUCUUGAAAGUGCGCAAAAAGCAUACAAUAUGUUUUCUGGUAAAGGUGGAUCAAGUGGUAGUUCAAGCGGAGGUGGUUUAUUGGAUAGCAUCGGUGAUACAUACAAGAAUGUGCAACAGAUGCAUCAGUUGUAUAAAUCAUUCGAUAAAAAUGGCGAUGGUAAAGUGACGGCUGAAGAUUUACAGAUGAUUUUAACACAAAUAGGCUUGGGCUCUGUUUCUCCCUAUUUGGCUAAGGGUCUUUUUAAAGCGGUUGAUACAAAUCACAAUGGCGAACUUGAUUUUACUGAUUUGAUGGCAUUGACUUCUAUUUUACAAAAGCUUAGCGGUCAAUUUGGUGGUGGUGGUCGUGGUGCUGCUGCUGCUGGUGGUGGUGAUGAAGAUUUAGCUGAAGAAUGA
Didymodactylos carnosus is the source of this 693-nucleotide messenger RNA. The record is from the annotation of a GenBank genome assembly. NCBI's taxonomy places the organism in Eukaryota, Metazoa, Rotifera, Eurotatoria, Philodinida, Philodinidae.